AUGAUAAAAAUUUCCAAUCCAAUCUGGCCAACAUGGACUGCAAUGCAAUUGAAAAUGAGAUUCAUUAGAAACAAAACGGUAUCCAACAUUAGAUUAUUGACAAAGACAGUAAAUGAUAAUAACAAUGAAAUCAAGUUGAAGGUGGAUCAUAUUAAUGAUGCGAAUAUUUCGUUAAAACAUGAACUGGACAUGAUCAAAAAUAUGAUUAAAGAUAAUGAUUCAAAAUUAGAAAAGCUUUAUGAACCAGGUUCCAAGUUAAGUGUUGAAAUUGAUCAUUUUAAAAGUGAAUUGCAAAAAACAUGGGCAAGUGUUGUUGGCCAGGAGGUUAAAAAAGGUAUGCAAAGCAUUAAUGUUGAAGUAAAAACAGUACAAAAAACAUUAGAGGAAGCACAGGAAAUAAAAGAGAGAGAAAAAAACAUGGUGUUUAAUGUAACUGAAGGAGAUAAUGACAGAGAUCGAGUCAAGGAAAUAAUCAAGAAACUGUCGAGUGAUUCUGAUAUGAAAAGAAUAAUAAGACUGGGUAAAAGGGUUGAAUCAACAAAUAGGCCAAUUUUGAUAGUGAUGGAUAACAUUUCAGCUAAAGAGUUGGUGAUAAAGAGUUCAUACAAACUUAAGCAAAUGUCUGAAGAACUUAGUAAGGUAUGGAUUGCCAAUGAUCUGACUGCUGAACAGAGGAGUGGAUUGAAAAGUUUGAUUGCUAAUGCAAAGUCAAGAGAAGCUGCAUGUACGGGAGGUUUUUUAUACAGGGAACUUGUUGCUGUUUUAGAGAUAAUAUCCUUGCUUAGUAACAAUGUUGUCUUAGCUGGUGAUUUUAGUGUGCAUGUAGAGAAACACAUGGAUCCUCACAGUGUGUCAUUAUGUGAGAUUUUUGGUAAUUUUAAUCUUGUUAAUAGAAUAAAUGAACCAACGCAUGAAUUAGGAGGUGUGUUAGACCUGAUUAUCACUUCUAUGUCUUUUCCAGUUUUCGAUAUUAGAGUUCUGCCUCCGGGAGUUUUCUCUGAUCAUGGUUUGGUUCAGGCAUGUUUAUCAAUUGAUCAAGUUAUAAGAAUGAAAAAAAAGGAUGGUUCGAUCUUGGAAAAACAUGAAUCAUGA
Helobdella robusta is the source of this 1092-nucleotide messenger RNA. RefSeq lists its product as hypothetical. The record is from RefSeq and is a predicted model, not a curated record. NCBI's taxonomy places the organism in Eukaryota, Metazoa, Annelida, Clitellata, Rhynchobdellida, Glossiphoniidae. The coding region runs from base 1 to 1092 and encodes 363 amino acids. The transcript is spliced from 3 exons.